This is a messenger RNA of Gryllus bimaculatus (two-spotted cricket), 427 nucleotides long. NCBI's taxonomy places the organism in Eukaryota, Metazoa, Arthropoda, Insecta, Orthoptera, Gryllidae. The record is from the annotation of a GenBank genome assembly.
UGCAGCGCCGCCGCCGACGGAGCCGCGUGUGAUGGGCCUACGUGAGGCGUACGCCGUGGGGGAGGUGGUGAGCGCCAACUGCACGGCCGGCCGCUCGCACCCGCCCCCGCACCUCACCUGGUACAUCAACGGCAUCAAGGCGGAGCGGUGGUUCCCAGGGCGCGCGCCGGCGCCGCUGGACGAGGCGGAUGCAGUGGGGCUGGUGGCGCGCACGCUGCCUCUGCGCCUACGCGCCGAGCGACGCCUCUUUGAGGCGACGGCGGCGGGGCUGCGCUGGACGCGGCUGCUGACGCCGGCGCUCUUGCCCGACGGCAGCGACGGCGAGGGGCCGGGUGGCCACCGCGCGCCGCCCCGCGAGACGGAGCCCCUCGCCCGCGAGGCCACGCGCGCCCGCCCUCACGACCUCCCCGCGCACGCGCGCGCCGCA